AUGGCGGACUACCACCAGCCGUACGUGACGAUAAGGACGAGACAUGCCAACGAUGGAAGCAGCAUGAGUAGCGCCGACUCUGCAUAUGGCUCGGGGAAUGGCGGCCUUAACACUCCGUCGGCAACUCAUGAUACCAGCCGAGUCAAUUACCAUGUGAAGCAUUUGGACAGCUUCGCAAAAACGUUGGAAGAAUCUGCCGGACGAGCCUUCCCCAACACCGGCAAGUCCUCGCAAAGAUAUAACAAAGUUCAGGCACUGUUGUUGCAUUGGAAGUCGGAUGACUUGUUCGUCCUACCAGAAUUGGAGGACCUGCAGAAGUGCCUGCGAGACGACUACAGCUUCGACACCGAUAUCUUCUCUAUCCCUUCCGACAAUGCUCAUCUGGAGUUGAUGAUGAGGGUCGGGUCCUUGGUCAAAGAGCACGAGGCCCAUGAUACCCUGUUCAUCGUUUACUACGGUGGUCACGCCAGGAUAGACGAGUCGCGACAGAGCACUUGGUGCGCAACACGCCAACCGAGAUCACCUUCCUUACAAUGGUCUGCGAUCCAAACGCUGCUCGAGCGCUCCGUGUCUGAUGUCUUGGUCCUUCUCGAUUGCUGUGCAGGCGCAGCAAGUGCGACUUUUCCGAGCGGCAAAUCCAUCACCGAGACGAUAUCAGCAUCAAGUUGGGAUGCCAUUGCUCCAGACCCGGGGCGCUACUCGUUCACAAAUGCUUUGAUCGAGGUGCUCCAAGAGUGGAGGAUACGGACAUUUUCUGCAGCUAUGCUACAUGCCGAAGUUCUUGCUCGUCUGAAGCACCCCAGGCCGAUCACAAUCAAUGGCAAGCAUUUCGAAGCACGAUCGACUCCGGUGCAUUUCAUGAUGACGUCAAAUCACAAGGCCCCGAGCAUUGAGCUCACCAAACUUGUUCCCGCUGAUGCACGGCCACCGUCACCGCCGCAGGAGCCCUGGGAGGGCGAAGAAGAUGUCGCCGAGGGUGCCGGACGUGGCCCAGGGACAGAGCCGGUAUCUGGGCCUAAUGAGGAUGAACCUCAUGUGAUGAUCUCGCUGGCUCUGGAAGACAACCAGGAGCUCGACCUGAACGCCUGGGAGCAGUGGCUUGCCGCCUUUCCAGCCUUGGCGAAACACGUCAAAGUUCAAGGCGUGUUUAAAAGCCAUUCUACACUUCUACUACUUUCGAUGCCAGUCAUGAUCUGGGAUCUCUUACCCGAGGACCAUGCGUGUUCAUUUGUGGCCUUCAUCCGCUCAAACAAUCUCAUCAAGACCAGCCAGUCCUCUCGAGAGGAAGCCGAGGAAGAGGUCGCAGAUGAUGCCGAGUAUGACAGCCAGUCAAUCAUCUCUGGCACUACUUACACGCCUGCCGAUGAACGAGGCCGCCUUGAUUCCAUUUAUAGGCGAGGAUCCACAGCCACGACGAUAUCUCAACGAACGUCGCGGUCUCUGACCCCCGCAAGCAUGACUGCAGAUUUGCGAGAUCAGCUUCAGAAUUACACUUUACGUCAGACGAGGCGGCAACAUGGAUAUGCGGUCAUGGAUUUACCUCCCGACCGACCUCUUGAUCUUCUAAACAGGCAGAUGACUACGCCCGCGGCAGCGGUGGGCGUGCCCUAUGUUGCCAGCCGGAGGGACGUCGAACAGCCGUCUCCGAGGUCAAGACUGAACCAGACCGGUGCCAUCUAUGAUGGCGGAAGCAGCUCUCAGAUCAGCAGGCCACGCCUUUCAUCUCAGGUCGUCGAUCGACUUGAGGAAUACUUCCAGGAAGAGCACCACCACCCAACAUUCCCGGUUAUGGAGUUCUUCUCGUCCACGCUGGGCGUCAGGCUCUCUGACAUCGAUGCCUGGUUCCACAACCGCCGUCAGCAACAGCUGAUGAACGAUAACCUGCAGAACCUGCGUCCUAGUGACCAUGGUCCCGAGGCCAAAGAAGGCGCCAAGAUGAUUCUCCCGGGCCAUCUCAAUACUCUUCUGGAGAUCUUCCCUCCUAGCCAGGUCCUGCUCGUUGACCUGCGCUCACCCACCGACUUUGAGAAAUCGCACGUGCACGGCGCCGUCAACCUGCGAAUCCCGCUCAGCUUUGUCCGCGAUGCCGCGUCAGACCUUGACCUCGUUGAGAUGGCCUUCACCGACGAGCAAAGCAGGCGCUGCUUCUCCCGUUGGAAGAGCGCCAAGUGCAUCGUCUUCUACGACCGAGUUGUUGAGUUCCCGUGGGAGUGCCCCGUGGCUGAUGCCAUGUACGAGCAGUUCAAGCGAGAGAGCUGGGAGGGGCAAUGCUACAUCCUCAAGGGUCACUACCGCGAGUUCUCCGCCUCGUUUGACAAGUAUAUCUCGGGCAACAAGAUGACCCAGGGGGCAAAGGACUAUGUCGACGGUCUCCGCGAGAGAGCCACCCCGUCCCAGGACGAAUCCCGCCAGAACCAGGAGCGAUACAGCGAAUGGGUUCACCUGCUGGAGAACGAGGACCGCGUGCCCUCGACGGAGCUGAUCCCCUCCAAAAAGGCUGAACGGAUGCGCGCCGUCGAGCAGCACCAGUCGGAGCUGCAGACGGAAUUCGAGGGCCGCUUUCCCGCCCUCGUGACCAAGGCCAGGAGCCUCCGGCCUGCAGCAGCAGCAGCAGCUGUGGCGCCCGCUAAGCGCUCGUCUGUCGCUGCCGAGGCGGCCGCGUGGCUGGAGAGUCGGAAGCGCACAACAACCAGCAGCAGCAACAGCACGGCGGCCGCAGCGCAGCGCGCCUCGGCCAAGGGCAAGGACAAGUACGGCGACGACGGCGACGACUUCGGCGCCAAGGCGCAGUACGUCGAGCCGCUGGCCAAGGGCCUGCAGAAGAUGCAGAAGGAAGGCAGAGGCAGAGGCAGAGGCGGCGGCGGCGGCGGCGUGGGCAACGACGCCGACGUCGUCCACGACUCGCCGCCUUCGCCGCGGACGCCCGCGCCGCCCUACUCGUACCAGGCCACCACGUACGACAAGCUGAGCGGCGAGGCCGCCGCCGGGGCCGACGACUUUGACGACAUCGACCCCAAGGACGAGCAGCUGCGCAACGACCCUGCCUUCCAGAAGGCGGGCGACCUGGGCGAUGCGCACCGCAGGGCCGUCAAGGACGGCCGCUUCUGGAAGCUGCUGCAACGGAACAAGUAA
This is a messenger RNA of Thyridium curvatum, 3132 nucleotides long. RefSeq lists its product as uncharacterized. The record is from RefSeq and is a predicted model, not a curated record. Gene Ontology annotation, molecular function: DNA binding. Lineage: Eukaryota; Fungi; Ascomycota; Sordariomycetes; Thyridiales; Thyridiaceae. The transcript has 5 exons. Bases 1 to 3132 code for a protein of 1043 amino acids.